UAUCUUUGCGAUUAAAUUACGUUUCUCCGAUUUUACCUUCCAAUAGAAAGCGAACGGGGCGGUUGGUGCGCGUGAGGCAGCCAAUGUGCGCGCGCAGUAUCCACAGUGGGAGGUUUGUGUAUCAAUCCUUCAGUCCGUUUCAGAAGCGGAGAGGAUUACCACAGAGAAAACGAGUGCGAUUGCCGAGCUGUUUUGUCGGAUUCGCAUCCCGACACCUUUCCUACAUUUUCGGACGACGUUUCCAGCGUUGAUCGUCGAUGAUUUUCCUCGAUUGUCCAAUGGAUUACUAAUUUAACGGAGGAACAUCGCGAUCUGUCGGAUAUAUAUCAGCUGAAGACCUGAAAGUGAGUUCACUCAAGAGGAUCACCGUCACCGUGGACGGAGAUGAAGACACUGGAGGAGCCCCCUUACCUGACCGUUGGUACUGACGUGAGUGCCAAAUACAGAGGGGCGUUCUGUGAAGCCAAGAUCAAGACCGCCAAGAGACUCGUCAAGGCAAAGGUCACCUUCAAACCCGACGCGUCCACUGCGGAGGUGCACGAUGAACACAUCAGAGGACUUCUGAAGGUGGGCGCUGUGGUUGAAGCCAGGAACCAAGAUGGGAUCUACCAGGAGGCCAUCAUCAACAAACUCACUGACGCUAGUUUGUACACCGUUGUGUUUGAUGACGGUGAUGAGAAGACCCUCAGGCGCUCGUCUCUCUGCCUGAAAGGAGCGCGCCACUUUGCUGAGAGUGAGACACUUGACAGGCUUCCUCUUACCAACCCUGAACACUUCGGCACUCCCGUCAUCGGCAAAAAAGGAAACCGUGGAGGCCGACGGUCCAAUCCCAUUCAAGAAGAGGAGUCAUCUUCAUCAUCUAGUGAGGAAGAGGAGGGCGAUCAGCAACAAAACGAAGAGCUUUACGGCAAAGUGGUGUGUGUGGAUGGGGUCGUCACCAGCGACAAAAAGAAAACCACAUGGUAUCCUGCCCUGGUCAUCUCUCCAGACUGUCAUGAAGAUGUGACGCUGAAAAAAGACAACGUUUUUGUCCGCUCCUUCAAAGAUGGAAAAUUUUACACAGUUUUACGGAAAGACAUUCGAGAGCUGGAUGAAGAGAAAGCUCCCAAAGCAGACGCAGGACUCAAACCAGCGUUAGAUGCAGCGUGGGAGUUUCAGCGUAACGGCUCUGUGCCCAACACGUGGAGGACGGAGGUGAAGGAUGAAAGCUCGAGCAGUGAGGAUGAUGACGAGGAAGAGGAGGAGGAACAAGAGGAAGAGGCCAGCGGCGAGGAGGAAGAGGAGGAAGUGGAGCCGUUCCCAGAAGAGAAGGACAACUUCCUACAGCAGCUUUACAAAUUUAUGGAGGAUAGAGGAACACCUAUCAAUAAACGACCCGUGCUGGGAUACAGGAAUCUGAAUCUUUUCAAACUCUAUCGGUUGGUGCACAAGCUCGGAGGAUUUGACAAUAUUGAGAGCGGAUCUGUCUGGAAGCAGGUGUAUCAGGAUCUGGGCAUCCCCGUGCUCAACUCCGCAGCCGGUUACAACGUCAAAUGUGCCUACAGAAAGUACCUGUAUGGCUUUGAGGACUUCUGCGCUUCCACGGGAAUCACGUUCCGCAUGGAUCUGCCCUAUAAGACGGGUGAGAAGACGGGCUCCAAGAGUGAGGUGAACACUGAGGAAACAGCCAGUGGCGGAAACAGUGUCUCUUUAAGCACAUCCAGCACAGAAGAAGAACAGAAAGUCCUUAAAGAACCAGAGCCCUCCAACACACAGCAUGUGGUCAAGGAGGAGAAGACUGAGACCACAGCACCAUGUGAAGAUAAAGCGGAUAUCAGCAGCAUAAAUGAGGAGGAGGAGGAGGAUAACCAUGCUGAGGAAGAGGAGAAUGAUACAAACGAAGAGGCCAAAGAGUGCGGAGCGACAGCGGAGAGUAACGUCACGGAGAACGUGAAGGAGGAACCGUGUGAGGAACCCGACAGCAAAGAUCUGUCAGGGGAUGUCAGCAGUCAGGAGUGGGAGGAAGGGGAGGAGUGUGAGUGUUACCCUCCUGGGAUGAAGGUGCAGGUGAGGUAUGGGCGAGGCCGCAAUCAGAAGACGUACGAUGCCACUGUGAAAGAGUCAGACCUGGAGGGGGGAGAGGUGCUCUACCUGGUGCACUACUGUGGCUGGAACCACAGGUAUGACGAGUGGAUCAAAGCUGAUAAGAUCGUCAGACCAGCCAAUAAGAACGUCCCCAAAAUAAAGCACCGCAAAAAAAUAAAGAAUAAAGCAGAGCGAGAAAGAGACCGAAUAGAGAGACUGACAGACAGAGAGGAUCUUCCUUCAUCCAGAAAUCGCAUCAAUCGAUUGUCCAAACCGAACUCUGGCAGUGAUGUUUUCUCAAAGAUGGAUGAGUGUGGUGAUAAGGGAAACCAGCAGGCGCCCGUCAAGCCCAUAGAGAUCACAUCCAUUCUCAACGGCCUCCCAGGCUCAGAAAGCUCAUCAGAUGACAGUGAACGUGAAGAAGAUGGUGACGCUGAUCAUGACGAAGACGAUCAUCCAGGAGGACGAGUAAGACUUCGGAAAGGAGGUCCUCCAGAGCACUGGGAGAGCGGAAGCCCGUCUGAAGGCUUCAAAGCUCCCACAGUAGUGGACGAGGAACCCACCGUUCAGGACUGCCCAGAAUCGGGCAAGAGGAAGGGCCAGUUUGAGGUGGACGUGGAAGGGUCCAGCGGCAGAAGAAAAAAAGCAGAAGUUCUAGGCGAACGCAGCUUGAAAAGCCCAGCGAAAGGCAAAACUAGAAGCAGUAGAGGCGGCGAUUGGCUACCAACUAGUUCGCCGAAAAAGUUGGAAGAACGAGGCCCGGUGGAGGAUCGAGGCGAAAGCAGUUCUGAAGACGAAGCAACAGAACUUCAACCCAAGGAAGACCCAAAAGGGCAUUCGAAAUCCAAGAGCUCGCCUUCGAAGAAAUACAACGGCGUUAAGGAAAAGAAUAAAAGCGGACAUUCAGGAUUCUGGGAAAUCCCAGAGAAAAGAGCCAAAAUAUCUGUAGGGAUUGAGGAAAGGUCGCCCAGCUGUCGUACCAAAGGCCAGAAGGACGUUUGGUCCAGCAUCCAAGUUCAGUGGCCCAAGAAGACUUUGAAAGAGCUGUUUUCAGACUCUGACACAGAGGCGGCCAACUCUCCUCCACCCGCGGUAACCGCUCCGGACGACGCGUGCACCGAACCCGCUCGGGACGAGGAGGAGAUCGCAGAGGAGAAGCUGCAGGAGCAUCCCAGCAGCGGCACCAACUCGGUCCUCAACACGCCUCCGACUACUCCCGAGUCGCCCGCCGUGGCCGAAGGACCCGCCGAGGUUCUGGCCGAGAUCCGCGCGCCCUCGCCGCCCGCCGAGCUGCCCGCCAGUCCUCCAACCGUCUCUUUACCCGAAGGACCUCUGAUUGAGGAGCGGGCAGGGGGGCGCAGCGAGUCCGACAGCAGCACAGUGGAGGUGGAGAGCUUAGGUGGAGAGAUCCAGGAGAUGCAUCAGGAGGAGGGGGCAGGUUCCCCUUCCAAAGCCUUCGACGGCAACCUGUCCUGCAACAGUAACAGCAACUGCAGCCUGACGCUCAGCAACAGCAGCCAGCAGGAGAGCGAGCAGAAAGCCAAAGCCUCAUCCAGUCAGAAGCGGCACAAAGAGUCUCAAGGCGGCGGAGCAUCAAAGAAACACAAGCGGACUCAUAAAAACCUGAGCUUACAUCCCAAGAAGAACCGCAAACCAGCUCACAGCAGUGACAGUGAGGACCAGUCCAUCGGCGACAGCACUGCCAAAUCCCCCUCGUCCAAGAGCAGCAGCGACCUGAAGUCCAGCCGGACGCCCCCCUCAGGCCACAGGUACCAGAAGCACGGCGAGCCGGAGCAUUCCCACAGCCGAGACCAGCACGGCAGGACCAAGUGGACGUUCCAGAUGUCGGACCUGGAAAAGAUGAGCAGUCUAGAGCGGAUAGCAUUCCUUCAGGAGAAGCUGCAGGACAUCAGGAAUCACUACCUCUUGCUCAAAUCUGAGGUGGCCUCCAUCGACAGGAGACGGAAGCGCAUGAAGAAGAAGGAGAGAGAGACAGGCGCAGCAGCGGCCUCGUCCUCGUCCUCAUCCUCGCCGUCCUCGAGCUCUCUGACGGCGGCUGUCAUGCUAACGCUGGCCGAGCCGACGGUUUCAGGCGCUUCACAAACCUCUGGGGUGUCGGUGGAGUGCAGGUGACAGGAAUGGGACGGCGCCGAGCAGCACAGAGCACUUAACCAGCACCCGGCCCGCCUCGGUCCGGCUCCGGCCUCCUGCACUACUGGACGGAAAGACACUGACAAACACAUCAACGGGGCACAAAUAUGACGAAACAAUAGCCACCAGAUACAGCAACAAGCACUAUUUUAUAUCGACAACUGUUUCCUUGGCAAGCUAAUUGCACUCAAGUGCACUUUUUUCUGAAAGUUGGGUCGGGUUUGGCGAUAGGACAAAAACUUUACUGUUUUUUUUUGUUUCACAAACCAACCCCACGAUGUCCAUGACGAUACCCUGUCUUUGAAUAUGAAUUCCAGUACAGUGAUGUCACUGUAAAACACGUUCAGUUCCACCCAUAGAAGAUCAUCUGGAGCAGGUUGAGAUGGGCGGCAGAGGUUAAACAAGGAAAGUCACUGACAGACGUUCAGCUGGUGACGGUCAGUCGACGCUGCAGUGCCUUAACGUUCGGGGCACUCGUGAGGAAUGCUGGGAAACGGUCAGUGCUGGGUAACCUGUAAGUGGACGGCUAGAUGUGUCUCAUAACACCUCCAGAAGAGUUCAGUUGUGAGGUUCAAACUCACAGGAAACGGAAUGUCAUUUAUUUUUAAUCAUAACAGGAUUAGGUCACAUUUCACCCUAAAAUCAAAAGGAAAAUAUAUAUAUAUAUAU
Megalobrama amblycephala (Wuchang bream) is the source of this 4884-nucleotide messenger RNA. It is a transcript of the gene arid4b, whose product is annotated as AT-rich interaction domain 4B. The transcript is spliced from 24 exons. Gene Ontology annotation, biological process: regulation of transcription by RNA polymerase II. Lineage: Eukaryota; Metazoa; Chordata; Actinopteri; Cypriniformes; Xenocyprididae. Gene Ontology annotation, cellular component: nucleus. Gene Ontology annotation, molecular function: transcription cis-regulatory region binding. Bases 385 to 4197 code for a protein of 1270 amino acids. The record is from RefSeq and is a predicted model, not a curated record.